AUGACAGUACUUCCAUUAAUAGAUUCUUCCUCUGUCUCUGCUUCUUCAUCUUCGUCUUCAUUUGAAUCACAAUUAAAUUCUCAUCCCCAAUAUAUCAAUAUUAUUAAUCAAUAUCAAAAUUUCAUUAAAACUAAUAAUGAAACUUCAAAAAUCAUUGAAAGAAUCAUGCCAAAUUUAACUGGUGAAACACUUAAAGGUGAUGAUAAAAUCAAUCUUCGUACCAAAACUUUAUAUUUCAUUAAUGAUGAAUAUUUACUUCAUCAUCAAGAAAUCCCACCAGGUAAUAGUAGUAGUACUAGUAGUAAUGGCUCUAAUUAUUCGGUGACAUUUUUCCAUUUAGGUCAUAAAUUAACUGGACAUAAAGGGAUAAUUCAUGGUGGAUUAUUAGCUACUUUAUUAGAUGAAUUAACUUGUCGAUUAGCUUUUCUUAAUUUUGAAAAUCAACGAGGCGUAACGGCAAAUUUAAAUAUUGAUUAUAAACAACCUACUAUAGCUAAUCAAUUUAUAAUGAUAAAAUGUAUUGUGUUGGAGAAAUCAGGUCGGAAAUGUUGGGUUAAAGGUGAAGUCUAUAAAUUGAACAACCAACACCAAGAAGAGGGAGAGGGAGAGGGAGAUGAAGUUGAUGAUGAUUAUGAUUUGAUUAUUGAUAAGCCAGAGAAUUUAUUGACUAGUUGUAAAGUGUUAGUGAUUGAACCUAAGUGGGUUGAUAAGUUGACAUAG
Messenger RNA from Candida albicans SC5314, 720 nucleotides. RefSeq lists its product as uncharacterized. The transcript has a single exon. The record is from RefSeq and is a predicted model, not a curated record. The coding region runs from base 1 to 720 and encodes 239 amino acids. NCBI's taxonomy places the organism in Eukaryota, Fungi, Ascomycota, Pichiomycetes, Serinales, Debaryomycetaceae.